GUUUGAACUUGUCUCUAACAUCUCCAAGAUGUACAACCCACCUUCCCUAUAGAAACAGCAAAAGACAACUUCCCCUCUCGUGGCUCCCGUCUGAUCAGCAAGCUUUGUGGCAGGUACCUUCCAUUCGGUUACCUUCAACAUCAGAUCUAGGUAGCCCGGCCAGCUCCACCAUCCACCGGGCUUAGGUUGUCAAAGUCAAGCAAGCAUACAUCCCCCUCAGCGCUUAUCUUUGGGGACUGGACCCUGGAGGUCGCCUUUUAGCCAGUGUUUUCAUUUUUUAUAUCCUCAGACUUCAUCUUUGCUUCUUCCCCCCUUCCAUUGCGAAGGGAGCAAACAUCAAAGCCGUCGACACCUGCAGUCUUUGUUCCUCACGUCGUUGGUUAUUCCGUCCGCCUGUCUAUCUCUCACUUCGCUGCAGAAUCCGAGGACAAAGCUGUAGCUACCCGAUAAACCACCACCAGCCUGCCCCGCGCAUCGACGUCGGCGACCUCCGCCUCUCAGCUCAAAUAAUGGCAGACAACCACAGCGGCACCGAGUCUCAUGUGACGAUCCAGCGGCGGACUCACUACUCACCACCGUGGGCAGAUGUCAGCAUCAUUGGCAUUGCUGGCAGUUCCGGCUCUGGAAAGUCGACUCUGUCGCACGCCAUUGUGAGGAAGCUGAAUCUGCCCUGGGUGGUGAUUUUGUCCAUGGACUCUUUCUACAAUCCCCUGAGUCCCGAGGAGUCAAAGAGGGCUUUUGACAAUGACUUUGACUUUGACGCGCCAGAUGCAAUUGACUUUAAUGUACUUGUGCAAUGCUUGCGCGAUCUGAAGGCUGGAAAACGGGCUGAAAUUCCCAUUUACUCCUUCUCUAAGCAUCAAAGGCUGGACAACACCACAACCAUCUACUCACCUCACGUCAUCAUCCUGGAAGGAAUCUUUGCCCUCCAUGACCCCCGCAUUAUUGAUCUUCUGGAUAUGAGGAUAUUCUGCGAGGCGGAUGCCGAUACGUGUUUGUCACGCAGAGUGUUGAGAGACGUCAAGGAGCGUGGCCGUGACGUAGAUGGCAUCAUGAAGCAGUGGUUCAAGUUUGUGAAACCAAACUUUGAAAAAUUCGUCGAGCCACAGCGCAAAGUCGCAGACAUCAUCGUGCCGAGAGGUAUCGAGAAUCGCGUAGCUAUGGCCAUGGUUGUUCAGUACAUUGAGCGCAAGUUGAUCGAAAAGUCAACCCACCACCGGGCAGCACUCACGCAGUUGGAGUUGGCUGCUGCCAGUGAUCCUCUGUCUGACAGAGUCGUGAUUCUCGACCAGUCACCGCAACUGAGAGGCAUGAGCACCAUUAUUCAGGAUAUCGACACCUCUGCGGAAGACUUUAUAUUCUACUUUGACCGCCUCGCGUGUCUUCUGAUUGAGCAGGCACUCAACAAUGUGCAAUUCAGAGAAAAGACCAUUGCCACGCCCCAAGGUUACAAGUACAACGGACUCCAAGCUACGGGCGAUGUCAGUGCGGUGCUUGUCCUUCGUGGCGGUGCCGCCUUUGAGACGGCCUUGAAGAGGGUCGUCCCCGACAUGCGGACAGGCAGAAUUCUGAUCCAGUCCAACGUGCGGACGGGAGAGCCCGAGCUGCAUUAUCUCAAGCUCCCGGACAACAUUGACUCUCACGAGUCGGUCUUGUUGAUCGACACACAGAUGGCCAGCGGAGGUGCCGCGCUGAUGGCUGUCCAAGUCCUCGUAGACCACGGCGUUGCCCAGGACAAGAUUGUGCUGGCGUGCUAUGCUGCCGGAAGACUGGGUGUACACCGUCUUGCAAAGGUGUUUCCUGGUAUCACCAUUGUUCUAUGCAACAUGCUUGCAGAUAUUGAGGACCGCUGGGUUGAGAAGAAGUACUUCCGAUGCUAGCCGUAGGCAUAUAUAUACUUGUAUAACCCGGCCGAGUUGCGCCGAGCCUGUCGCUGUAGCAAAAUCGAUGAGUGCUCAAGUGGCAACAGAAAAGAUCCUAUUGCAAAAGUGCAUCGUAAUGCCAUGGAGUAAGGCUGCUUGAUUCAUGAGACUUGAGGGUCCUCAAGGGCUGGAACCCGUCCCUCUGGAAAAGGCCGCAGAUUCGCCUGCCAGACGGCCUGCAAGAUCCAUUGCCUCGCAUAUAUGUCUCUCGCGGCUUCGCCUUGUUCGCACUCUGGCACUUCUGGACGGAUCCCGGAUUCACGGCUACGAUUCUCGUCAUUGGCUCCCAAUGCGGCUACAAAUUGGCCGAACGAGACACCGAGGAGUGGACAUGGCGGUGGAGACGUACGGCUCCCGCGGCAGGGGGCAUUUGGACGCCGCUGACUGAGAUCACAGUUUCUCGCUAGACGAGUAUUCAGAUUUCAGGCCGAGAAAGGACCCUUUUUUUUCUAGUUGGUCCUCUUUAGAAGGAUCUUAUCAGCUCGGACGACCGUGAGAUCGCGGCGCCGACAACGGAACUGAGGUGUUGGGACGAAAGUCCGAGAUUCGUUGUCGGUGACGGCGAUAUGCGGUCGGAUUCUGCUCUUCUUUCGGUAAAGAAUUUUCUUCUUUACUUGUUCGCCUGAUGCAUCAGAGGACUCAUCCAUAAGGAUAGUAGUCAGUAAUAUCCGUAGACAAGUAGGG
Molecule: messenger RNA, 2606 nt
Organism: Colletotrichum scovillei
Lineage: Eukaryota; Fungi; Ascomycota; Sordariomycetes; Glomerellales; Glomerellaceae
Product: uridine kinase
Exons: 10
Coding region: 510-1880 (456 amino acids)
Cellular component (GO): cytoplasm
Molecular function (GO): ATP binding; ATP hydrolysis activity; kinase activity
Source: RefSeq, a predicted model, not a curated record